AUGUACGAUUACGUAAGACAUGGAGAUUUGUCAUAUCAGGCUAAAAAUGCUAGUGGCAGAAGAAAGGGUUAUAUGGAAAUCAUGAAAGAGCUUUGGGAAGAGAAAGGAUAUGCUUCACUUGGCUAUACCACUCAAAACCUACGAGACAAAGCUGCUCAAGUCCUUAAGACUACAGAAAGAACAUUUUCAAAUAGCUGCACAAAUGAUGUGAAUGAGACAUCUGUAAACUAUUUCGAGAAUGAAGAGUCCGAUUUGGCUCAUAAUUUAAACAACCAACGAUGUGAAAUUCAUUCAAUAGAAGUAUGAACAGAGGCCGAAAAUGUCAACGAAGUUAAUGUAAACACAACAGAUGAAGUAAAUAAUAUUAAUGACCCGCCUCCUUCCAUCGGUUUGCCUACAUUGACAUACGCUACUUUUCAAUGGGGAGAAUUAAACCGAGAAGCUUGUAUUGUCACUAUAAACAAAGCCUAAGAAGAAAUAGUGUGUUGGAAAAGAAACAUAUUUCUACUCCCUUCGGGUAAAGUAGGCAAAGCGUUCAUCAAAGAGUUAGCUCACCUAUAUCAAGCAUAUGCAGAUUAAUCACCACUUGAAUGUAUUGCUCUUAAAGCAUGUUCCGUGAUGCAAAGUGUUUUAUUACAAAAACCUCACACGAAGAGUAAGAGUAAAGAGCAUGUUGUUUGCCUGGAGCAUAGACUCAAUUUAUGGUCAGAAGGCAGAUUUAAAGAAUUGAUUUCAGAAGGGAAAUGCAUCCAGAACCAUAUGUCAUCGUUGCCUUAUUCCACACCGCAAGCCGAAAUUCAAAACAUCUCAAAGGGCUACAAUCGCUUAAUGUUACAAUGGAAAGUUCGUCAAGCUGUUAAUUUACUCUCCAAUGCAAAUUGCUGAGGCCUCUUACCUCUCGACUCUCUGAUCCCAGUUGGUAUAGACGAUGAGGGUAACACACAAUGGAAAUCAACUAAAGAAAUUAUUUUGGAUAAACAUCUGCAUGGACGUACACCGAACAUUGAUAUACUUUUGCAGGAUACAAAGCCGAGUCAUUUUGAUCCAAUCCUAUAUAACAGAAUUACCAGUGACACAAUUAGAGAUGCAGCCAAUAAGAUCCAGGGCUCCGCUGGUCCGUCAGGCGUUGAUGCACAUCUAUGGCGUCGCUUUUGCUUGUCAUAUAAAACGGCCUCGUCGGACUUGUGUAAUGCACUUGCAGGAGUCGCUAGACUGUUGUGCACCAAGUCAGUUCACCCUGAAGGUUUGUCAGCUUUCGUGGCAUGUAGGCUUAUUCCCUUGGAUAAAGAUCCUGGAAUAUGCCCCAUAGGUAUAGGCGAAGUGCCUAGGCGUAUUAUAGCCAAGGCAAUACUUAGAGUGGUUCGAGACGAUGUCAAAGAAGCAGUGGGUCCUUUGCAAACAUGUGCAGGUUUUGAGGCAGACUGUGAAGCAGCUGUUCAUGCUCUAAAUCAUAUAUGGGAUUCAGAAGACACUGAAGGAACACUUCUUGUCGAUGCUACUAAUGCAUUUAAUACUCUAAAUCGUAAGGCAGCGCUAGAUAACAUCCAAGCUACUUGUCCAGUGAUAUCGACAAUGUUAAACAAUGCCUAUAAGGCCCCAGUUAGAAUGUUUGUGACAGGAGGAGGUGAAAUUUCAUCAAUGGAAGGAAUGACACAAGGAGACCCGUUGGCCAUGGUAAUGUAUGCAUUAGCUAUUAGUCCGCUGAUUAACAGCUUAAGUGAGAAAGCACCAAAUGCAAGUCAGGUGUGGUUUGCGGAUGAUUCCAAUGCUGCAGGACGACUCGAAGCACUUAGGGACUGGUGGCAACAUCUAGCUGAUAUUGGCCCAGAAUAUGGGUAUUUUCCAAAUGCUAGCAAGACAACUAUGGUUGUAAAAGAAUAAUGCCUUGAUCGAGCAAAGGAACUAUUUGAAAACACUGGCAUUACAAUCACCACUGAUGGUCAUAAAAUGCUUGGUGCUGCAUGUGGUAAACGUCCUUUUGUGGAAGGAUAUGUGGCAGACAAGAUAAAAGAAUGGGAUGAAGAAAUCAUGAUGAUAUCUAAGAUAGCCAUAUCCUCACGCUGCAUAUACUGCACUUUCUCGUGUAAUUAUUGGGAAAUGGCAAUAUCUUAUGCGGACAGUUGUGAUGUUGGUGAAAUGUUUCAAGUAUUGGAGAACAGAAUUGCAAACAACUUUAUUCCAGCUUUAACCGGCAGAGAACCUUGCUCCAAUGAAGGAAAAUCACUGCUGUCCCUGCCAACACGUCAUGGCGGUCUCAAUCUUCCUAACCCUGUUGAUCUUGCCAAAAUCCAACAUGAUGCAUCGUUGAAGGUCACCGAACCUUUAAAGAAGAUGAUUAUAAGCCAAACAAUGUCUUAUGAAAGACUACAAGUACAUGAAAUAAAGGCAGAGCUAUGA
Paramuricea clavata is the source of this 2397-nucleotide messenger RNA. The record is from the annotation of a GenBank genome assembly. Lineage: Eukaryota; Metazoa; Cnidaria; Anthozoa; Malacalcyonacea; Plexauridae.